Hyposmocoma kahamanoa is the source of this 2925-nucleotide messenger RNA. Its product is annotated as BMP and activin membrane-bound inhibitor homolog. NCBI's taxonomy places the organism in Eukaryota, Metazoa, Arthropoda, Insecta, Lepidoptera, Cosmopterigidae. The transcript is spliced from 5 exons. The record is from RefSeq and is a predicted model, not a curated record. The coding region runs from base 223 to 1002 and encodes 259 amino acids.
UUCCUUUGCAACUCGGAACGCGUGGUUAGUGCUUUCAUUAAAAAUAAAUAUUAAAUCUUGUGUUUUAAUAAACAAGUGAAUAGUGAUUGAACGUUGUAUAAAACGUACAAAUAGUGACUAACGUGAUAAAGUUUUUUAACUAUUAAUAGACCUGAUUAUUUUUAUAAUGACUGAUGAUGCUUGGAUCUAGGAUUCAGUGAUCGGUGACAGACGUAAUUAACAAUGGCAGUGAUGAAUUUUGGCGUGUGUUUGGUACUGGUGCUUUAUCAGUUGUCAGCAGCAUACAGUGAUGAGGCAUCAUCUGAAUCUGCGGAUCUUGGUUUGACAGAUCCAAAAGUAGACAGUGACUACGAGGGUGUGCGGUGUUACUGCAACAGUGCCCAAUGCGUAGGCACAGGCUACAUGUGCCGGUCGCCGCGUGGCGGUGGCUGUUACAGCGAGCUGCCAGCUCCUAGGCGUAUUCACCAUGCCAGACACGGAUGCUUACACCAUCUGGCUGACACGCAAGAAGCAGCGUUAUCCCGGUGCCAGAACGCCCCAGUGCCGGGAGGUCCCCCGCCAACCCGGGAGCCCUCUCUGCUCCUCUGUUGCUUUCGGGACUUGUGCAACCACGAAGAUAGCCCUCAUGCGCCUGGCUUCAAUAUUACUAAUGAAUUAGAAGGCACGGCUGUAGCAAGUGAGCGCGGUGCUGGGUACAAUGGUGAAGUCUGGUUCAAGGCGGCCACCAUAGCCGUACCUGUUUGCGGCGCGAUCAUAUUAUUCGUGUUGGUCGGUGUUGCUGUGAGACUGCUGAAGGCCGACGCCCUGCUGCAUGCAGAUAGGAAACUUAGAGGCGGAUACAUGUCGCCAAUAGCACAAAAUGCAACAGAUGAUGUGAAGAAAGUCUGGGUUGGUACGUCAGCCCCUCUUCUAGUAGCCCCUGGGGGGUGUCUUGUUGAAGUAAAACGCGCUCAGCUGGUCGACGGACCCUCGCAUCAACAGUUCUGUGAUAUACAGCGAUAGACUGUCAAAUUGAUAAUGGGAAAAUCUCAUUGGUGGCCUGUAUCGUGGUGUGAGGGCAAACAGGUUUUUGUGUGGCAGGAAUUUUUGAUACAAAUGUGCCUUAAAUUUAUCGUAAAAUCAAUUAUAUGUAAUGCAAGGUUGUGGAUUUUACUGUUUUUUAUAAAUGGAUGAAUCUUUUUAUAAUGCCACAAGGCUAAAAUGUAGAAAUAGUAUUUUCUAAGGAUUGUAAUUAGGUGAUAACUAUGAAACGACUGAAUUACGGGCCUUUUUAAUUUUCAGCAGGUUUUGUUUGUUUUAAAACGCUUUUAUUAACACUUAUGAAUGACGUCGUCGUCAAUUAGACAUGAGUAGGAAAUUUAGUUUUUAUUUCUAAUACAUAAUAAAACAAUCUUCCCGACCGGCCCGAUAGAGAAUCUUCUUAAUAAAAUUGAUCUCAAGUUUAUUCGCAACCGUCACACCUCGAAACAGCCCACACGCAUACCAAAACCAACAUUUUGUAUAUUUAAUUUUAUUGACUAUUAUAAGCGCUUUGUGUUCCUUUAUCAUUGUAAAUAUUAAAGUUAAGUGUUAAGCUAUCUCCUCUUUCAUGUAAACGUAAUAGACGUCAGUUACCAAACUUGUGAAACAAACUGAAUGUGUCGACAAAAACAACAAUGCAUUUUUAUAAACACGCAAGUAUUUUUAUAUGAACAUUGUUUUUUGCAGGGGUAUACCUUUAAAGCAAAAUCUUUUUUAUAGAUUUACACAACGUUCGUGAAUUUACAAGUGACGACAAUUGUUUAAUACGAAAAUAUUAUUAUAAGCGUAAAGAUUUGUUAUAAAAGUCAUCAGUUACAGGCUUAAAUAUCUAGAAUUUAAGUGCACCCAAUUAAUACUGCAUGAAUUUCCUUUUCUUCCUUCCUUUUAUAAAUUAUUUAUAAUUUCCGUAAAGUAUAGAGCAACCCAAAAUUGUAUCAUUUUAUAAGUGGAAAGAAUCAUGAGCCCAAAUUAAUAUUACAAUCGUUGCUUAAAUAUGCAUUGAUAUGCAACAGUUUUAAGUAGUUUUUUUUUUCACUAUUGCAAUAAGGUGCAAGUGAAUAAUCUUGUUCUGAUUAGGCAAUUGCACAAACAUGGUAGUCUAACGGAUUAAUCUUCCGCCUCUCUUUUCGACUGCCACUGCACCCAUCACCCUGAGACAGAAGUUGUUAAGUCCCCAUAUGCCUGUAAUUACAUCAAAAUUUUUAUUUUUAUUUAAGUGUUAUCAUUGCAUAAUAUAUAGCAUAUCAAUGUAUUUUUGUCAAAUACUUUUGUCAGUUUUAUUUUAAACAUGUCUCCGAUGGACAUUAUCACAUUUUUGGAGAUACUCUGUAGCAUAGGUUCCCAAACUUUAAACUUUUUUGCCCACUUGGCAAGAUAAAACAAUUUCCACGCCCGCCACAACAAAAAAUAAUUGGAAACACGUAUUUUUUAUAUAAACUUAACAGAAAUAAUCACAAUGAAAGAAAUAUUUAUUGGUAGUGUACUUUAUAUAGGUUUUUUCCAAAUGCGUAGCACCCCCUGGACAACGUCAACGCCCCCCAUUUGCUUCUGACUCUACCUGGGACGCUUCAGCGCCCACUGUGGGAUGGUAGGGACUACGCUCUUAUAGAAAGGUACAAUCAAUGGCACAUCAAGUUUGACACUAUAAAUCGUUCUUCACCUUGUACUACUGUGAACUUGUAAAUAUUAAUGUAUAAUUUUAAGUUGUUACCCAUUGUUAACUAUGAAUAAUUGUAUUUAAAAAAAAGGAAGUGCCGAUGAUUUUUGAAAGUGAAAUCUAUUGAAAGGAUCACCUAGUCCUUUUUUAUCUGAUUCUUAAGUACUGAAUUGUUAUUUUUUUUAUAUUUACUUUUUUUCAAACUUUCAAUGGAUUUUUCUUAUGGUCGAAAACAAUUUUGUAAUCUA